Messenger RNA from Brachypodium distachyon (stiff brome), 993 nucleotides. RefSeq lists its product as uncharacterized. The transcript is spliced from 3 exons. NCBI's taxonomy places the organism in Eukaryota, Viridiplantae, Streptophyta, Magnoliopsida, Poales, Poaceae. Bases 1 to 993 code for a protein of 330 amino acids. The record is from RefSeq and is a predicted model, not a curated record.
AUGGAGAUGAUUGCGGGCCCGAAAAGUUUGGCAUUGGAGAAGGAGGAGGGGGACGAGGAUGAGCACGAGAGGCCUCGUGACGACGAGGAGAGGAGGAGGAGAAAGCGAUGCUCGAUUAUCUCGUCUACUUCCGCCGUGAAUGGAUGGAGUUAUGGUCAGCGGACCACGGUGACAUUGAGAAAACAAAUGGCUGAAGUGCCCGCCUUGAGGUUCAAUCAGGAGCCGGUGCCGAGCCAUGCUGGUUUCCAUCCUGCACUGCAGAUUUUUUCUGUCAAGGUGAUUGAGCUGAAGAGUAUAAUGCGCUGGCCAAUUGAUGUGUUCGGCUUCAUAGCUGUUCGUGACGCAUUGGACCAGAAACGCAACCAUAUCUUUGAGCGCGCCAGGGACAACUGUCAGAGGGUCACGGCUGAGGAUUCAUCACUAGUCCUUACCGGUCCAAGUCGCGCAGUCGUGUUGGAAGACCCUAUCGAUUUCGAGAUUGAGCUAAGGGUCAAGCAUGCAAUGCCCUCUCAAGAUAAGCUCUUGACCGGUGAUGUCUUUUGUUAUAACUGCAUCGCUCAUGUACGGAAAGCUGGCUCUCUCAAGAAGUAUUUGCAUUCGGGCCCACGGCGCACGCUGGAGUUCAGGUAUGCACAUUUGGAGACGGCACAGGAGGCCGCAAUAAAAGUCUGGAUCUCGGAAGGGUCUGCCGAUUUCUGCGCAAAGUUCAUUGCUGGGACAGGUAGCAUCGAAGAGAAGGUCACGCUGCUGGAUUCUAGAGAUGACAUGGUGCCCAUCUCUAGUGAUGGGUUCGUCAAUUUCUCACGCAGUGCUGUUGUUGUUAAAGGAAAGCUGAUUGUUGGUGUUGAGGCAAGGCGAAUUGGUGACGGAGAGACCAGCAGCGUUUCCAAAGAGGUGGCCUUCACCCGGGCGAGAUCCGGUGAGAGCUAUGGCACAAUCGAUGUUGGGUUUUGCAAGAUGGGCGUUGUGGUUUCUUGGUCCCUGUUGUUUUGA